AUGUUCCGGGGCCGGGCGAGUCCUCUCUUCCUGGACACUUCAGGGAUCUGGUGGCAGGACCCAUCAUCCCUGGCAGCGGUGGAGGCAUCUUGGGACGUGGCAGAGAUGGCAGCUCUGCGGAAGGCUGCAGUUGAUGACUCAGAUGUGAGCCACCUGGAGGGGGACAGUGUGGAGGAGCUGGAUGUGCCGGACCCAGAGCUGGAGGCCAUCAAAGCCAAAGUGCGAGAGAUGGAGAAGGAGGAUGAGAGGCUGAAGGAAUUACAGCUGGAAGCCGAAAACCGCCUCAUCAUGAGCUCAGAGGCAGCUCUCUUCCCAAAGACAACCGAGGAGAAGAAGGAGGUUGACCAGCGAUCCAUCUACGUGGGCAAUGUGGAUUACGGGGGCACGGCAGAAGAGCUGGAGUCUCACUUCAACAGCUGUGGGCAGAUCAACCGAGUGACCAUCCUUUGUGACAAGUUCUCGGGGCACCCCAAAGGGUAUGCCUACAUUGAGUUUGAAGAGAAGAGCUCCGUGAAGGCUGCGGUGGAGCUGGACGAGAGCAUGUUCAGAGGCCGUGUCAUUAAGGUGCUGCCCAAGAGGACCAACAUGCCGGGCAUCAGCACCACCGACCGCGGGGGCUACCGGAGCCGCUUCCAAGCCCCCUGGGGAGGGCUGGCCCAGCGGGGAGGUUACUAUGGAGGGCAGCACCCGAGGGUGCGAGGGAGGACGUACAGGGGUCGGGCGAGGCUGCUGCCUUGGUAUUUUCCGUAUUAGAAAGGACUGGACUGCCCUGGUGAUGCCGAUGGGAUUGGAGAGAUUUAAGAAUAUGCCUACCCAAGCCAAAAAAGAUGAAUUUUAAAAUGUGAUCUGCUGCACCUGCACAUCGGCUGGAUCCCUACCAGCAUCCCCGGAGAAGCUCACCUGAGCUUUGCUUGAGGAGAUUGUGCUUUCAUUGAGAACAGGCUCAUUCCAGAGAACAUCCUGCCCUGGGAAGAGCUUCUCCCAGACCAUC
Chroicocephalus ridibundus (black-headed gull) is the source of this 991-nucleotide messenger RNA. It is a transcript of the gene PABPN1L, whose product is annotated as PABPN1 like, cytoplasmic. Lineage: Eukaryota; Metazoa; Chordata; Aves; Charadriiformes; Laridae. The record is from RefSeq and is a predicted model, not a curated record. Gene Ontology annotation, molecular function: poly(A) binding. The transcript is spliced from 8 exons. The coding region runs from base 1 to 753 and encodes 250 amino acids. Gene Ontology annotation, cellular component: nucleus.